Molecule: messenger RNA, 1769 nt
Organism: Saimiri boliviensis boliviensis (Bolivian squirrel monkey)
Lineage: Eukaryota; Metazoa; Chordata; Mammalia; Primates; Cebidae
Gene: MAS1L
Product: MAS1 proto-oncogene like, G protein-coupled receptor
Biological process (GO): G protein-coupled receptor signaling pathway
Cellular component (GO): plasma membrane
Molecular function (GO): G protein-coupled receptor activity
Source: RefSeq, a predicted model, not a curated record
AUGCUAGUCACCUUCCAUGAUCGGAUGCAGGCACCACAUUCAGGAGAGUUGUCUUUGGCCCUACCACUGGGCUAUCAGGGGACUGAGCAGGGCUGGUAUUGGGGAUUGGACCAGUCCCAUGGUCUUAGAGAUGUCCAGGGCAAAUAUGGAAGUGACAGGGGCCUAGCUUCUCUGCUCCAAGCUGGACUGAAUUCUGUGUGCUGUGAAGGCCACGUAUGCCAUAGUUGUCACCACAGACUCACCCUUCAGAAGGUAGAUAUCCCAGAGCCUCAGGACGAGCCUGAAGGACGUCAGCAGGAACAGCGGGAUCUUUUCCUCUUUGUGACCAUAAGAAUCUUCAAGGGAAACCAGAUCAUUUCAUUCCUUUCCUUUCUUCCUUCUCUUGACAGCUUAAUUGCAGAAGCGGUUGGAAUUGCUUCGACCGAACAGAUGGCCUGCACUGGAGAAUUGCCUGUCCUAACUAGGAUCAGGCAGCAAAACAGGACACAAGAGAUUGAGAGUCCAGAGGCCCCCAUGCCCAGAGACUGCAUAUUCACAUGGAUGAGGGAGCCAGGGCUAUACCGAGCUCUGAUCAGACUGACAUUUGGAGCACAGCAGUCGAUGCUCACACAGACACUGCCUGAGCCUCAUAUCCCUGGAGAAAGGCAGAUUUCCUUAUUUUCCAGUGGUGACCAGGAGGCACAGAACCCAGACCUGCUAUCCCAGCUCUGUGGAGUCUUCCUUCAAAAUGAGAAGAAUAAAAUCGCACAUAUGCUAAUGAGCACGGCAGUGGGGCAGCAGGCCCUGCCCUUGAAGAUCAUUGCCCCCACAGCCGUGCUGGUCUCCCUCUGUGGGGUCUUAUUGAAUGGCACUGUUUUCUGGCUGCUUUGCUGUGGGCCCACGAAUCCCUACACAGUGUACAUCCUCCACCUGGCUGCUGCUGGCGUGAUCUAUCUUUGCUGCUCGGCUGUGGGGUUCUUACAAAUGAUUCUGCUAACUUAUCAUGGAGUUGUGUUUUUUAUCCCUAAUUUCCUGGCCAUAGUGUCUCCCUUCUCCUUUGAGGUGUGUCUCUGUCUCCUGGUGGCCAUCAGCAUAGAGCGGUGUGUGUGCGUCCUCUUCCCCAUCUGGUACAGAUGCCACCGCCCAAAAUACACAUCUACUGUUGUUUGCAGCCUUAUCUGGGCCUUGUCUCUUUGCACCAACAUAGUAAAUUCACUUUUCCUAAUUUACUGGAAACAUGUAGAGGCAUGUGUCAUAUUUCUAAAGAUUUCUGAGGUCUUCCAUGGUAUCCUUUUACUUGUGAUGUGUGUGUCCAGUCUGACUCUGCUCAUUAGACUUCUAUGCUGCUCCCAGCAGCGAAAGGCCACCAGGGUCUAUGUGGUCGUGCAGAUCUCAGCCACCAUGUUCCUGCUCUGGGCCCUACCCCUGACCAUGGCAUCCUUCAUAUCAGAUUUCAAAAUGUUGGUCACCACUUCCUAUUUAAUUUCCUUGUUCCUCAUUAUAAAUACCAGUGCUAACCCUAUCAUUUAUUUCUUUGUGGGCAGCCUCAGAAAGAAAAGGCUGAAGGAACCUCUCAGAGUGAUUCUGCGACGGGCAUUAGCAGAUAAGCCAGAGCUGGGGAGGAACAAAAAGGCAGUUGGCAUUGACUCAGUGGAGCAGCAGGACUCUACUCAGCAUGUGGAGAAUCUUCUUCCCAUGGAGCACCAAGUCAAAGUGGAAACAUGAUUUUCCACAUCUGAGUAGGGGACUUUUACACAUAGUAACCCAGCCUGUUCUGCUUCAUAAGACUG